Molecule: messenger RNA, 1544 nt
Organism: Rattus rattus (black rat)
Lineage: Eukaryota; Metazoa; Chordata; Mammalia; Rodentia; Muridae
Gene: Tnfaip6
Product: TNF alpha induced protein 6
Exons: 6
Coding region: 189-1016 (275 amino acids)
Biological process (GO): cell adhesion; negative regulation of inflammatory response
Molecular function (GO): hyaluronic acid binding
Source: RefSeq, a predicted model, not a curated record
UCAGACACUGAACUAAUUGUGUAACUCCGCAACGGAAAGUGCCAUUGGAGAACGCAUGCUGACCUCACAGCCGAAAAAAACUAUUUAAAAGAUGUGGAAACCAGAUGUUUCAGCCGCAUUCCAGCCGCUGCUCUGAGAAUUUCUUGGGAGCAGCCCCGACAUUGUAAACCGGCUCUGCAACUGAAGAUAUGGUCUUCCUCCUCUGCUUAUGCGUCUUGCUGUGGGAAGAGGCUCACGGAUGGGGAUUCAAGAAUGGAAUCUUUCAUAAUUCCAUAUGGCUUGAACAAGCAGCGGGCGUAUACCAUAGAGAAGCCCGGGCUGGCAGAUACAAGCUAACCUAUGCAGAAGCCAAGGCCGUAUGUGAAUAUGAAGGUGGCCGUCUUGCAACCUACAAGCAGCUAGAAGCAGCCAGAAAGAUUGGAUUCCAUGUCUGUGCUGCUGGAUGGAUGGCCAAGGGUAGAGUUGGGUACCCCAUUGUGAAACCUGGGCCCAACUGUGGAUUUGGGAAAACCGGCAUCAUUGAUUAUGGAAUCCGGCUCAACAGGAGCGAGCGGUGGGAUGCCUAUUGCUACAACCCGAACGCAAAGGAGUGUGGUGGUGUCUUUACAGACCCGAAGCGAAUCUUUAAAUCCCCAGGCUUCCCAAAUGAGUACGACGACAACCAGGUUUGCUACUGGCACAUCCGGCUCAAGUACGGUCAGCGAAUUCACCUGAGCUUUUUGGACUUUGACCUUGAACAUGAUCCAGGCUGUUUGGCUGACUAUGUAGAAAUAUAUGACAGUUAUGACGAUGUCCACGGCUUUGUAGGAAGAUACUGCGGUGAUGAACUUCCAGAAGACAUCAUCAGCACAGGAAAUGUCAUGACCUUGAAGUUUCUGAGUGAUGCGUCCGUCACAGCUGGAGGCUUCCAGAUUAAAUACGUCACAGUGGAUCCUGCACCUAAAUCCAAUCAAGGCAAAAAUACAACUAUGACUGGAAAUAAAAAGUUCUUAGCUGGACGGUUUAGCCAUCUAUAAUUCUUAUUUUUUUUUUUAAAAAAAGAUGUUCAAAACAUCCAGUACAAUAUUUAUAUUUGUAGCUUUUGGACCUCAUUUGUUCUCAAUUUUGUAUUUUUUGUUAUUAACAUGUAUUUAUUAUUUUCGUGAAUGUGAAAGCAAUAUGUAAUUGUGGGGGAAAUUGAAAACUACAGAAAACUUUGAAUGAGUUAAAAAAAACUCAUAAUUGUACUACACAGAAAUAACUAAUGUUAACAUUUUUUAAUGUUUGUCUUUCAUUCGUUUUUCUACUUACAGUAUUUGUAUAUAUGUAACUCUGUGAUUUGCAUUUGACUUUCGGCAUUCUGCCUUAUGUAUAGUUUUAUAACCUGAUAUUUUUGACUUUAACGUUUUAGAGCUCAAGCAAUUUCCGAGAUCACUGAGUUUUCUACAAACUGGAACUCUGAGUAGUUGUAAAUGUGAUUGUUCCCUGCCUUAUUUAAACUAAGUGUAUAUCAGGAUUUAAGGUUGAUUUCAUAAAUGGUGUUGUAAUAAAUACUUUUGGACAUA